Messenger RNA from Phascolarctos cinereus (koala), 1596 nucleotides. It is a transcript of the gene CRACR2B, whose product is annotated as calcium release activated channel regulator 2B. Lineage: Eukaryota; Metazoa; Chordata; Mammalia; Diprotodontia; Phascolarctidae. The record is from RefSeq and is a predicted model, not a curated record. Gene Ontology annotation, molecular function: calcium ion binding.
CCCCCUCUACGGCGCUGUCCUUCCCCCCACCCCGCCCAAUCUCUGCCGGCCUCCUGGUCCCUGGCCUCCGGGCCGAGCUCCCGGCUCCUGCCGAGCCCCACUCCCGCCACCACUUGGGCUUCGGCCCCAGGAGUGGAGACGGAGCUCAGAGAAGGACCCGACGGCAGGCACCUAAAUGCCGGACUCACCAGGAGGACACGGGGCGGCAGGCCCGGAGAGGGGCACAGGAAGGGAGCAGGGGACAGCUGAGUCCCAGCAUGGCCAGCCCUGGGGAGCCCACCAGGGCUGGGCCUGAGGAAGAGGAGGAGGAGGAGGAGGAGGAGGAAGGGGGACGUGUCCAGGGAGGCUCCCAAUCCCUCAGGUGUGGCUGGGGACAUUGAGACCAUGGCAGAUUCCAGGGAAAUGCUGGAGAAGGCCCGUGAGCUCUUCUUCCUCUGUGAUAAGGAGGCCAAGGGUUUCAUCACCAAAAUGGACCUGCAGAGGCUGCAAAAUGAGCUCCCGCUGACCCCUGAGCAGCUAGAAUCUGUAUUUGAAAGUCUAGAUCAAGGACACACAGGCUUCUUGACACCCCGAGAAUUCAGCGUGGGCUUGGGAGCAUUUGUGGGAGUAGACAUGCCCGGGGGCUCCCCCUCUGUGGAGCCUGAGGAGGAGACCUUUCAGUCUGGCUGGCCUGAUAGUUCAGGGCCCAAAGCAUCAGAGGAAGAAGAGGCUGCAGUGGAGGAAGACCGUUUCUGGGCCACCAUGGAGCAGCUGGGGGCCGCCCAUGUCCUGGGGGAGCAGUGUGAGGUGCGGGCCCUGUGGGCCCAGCUGCGGAGAGAGCGCCCAGAGCUCCUGGGCAGCUUUGAGGAGGUCCUGGUACAAGUGUCCUCCUGCCUGGGGGAGGCAGUGCAGGCGAGGGAGACGGUGGAGCUGGCCCUGUGGAGGAGAGAGAGUGAGCAUGAGAAGGAAGUUCGGUGUUUAUAUGAGGAAAUGGAGCAGCAGAUCUGUGCGGAACGUGAGCGGCUGCAGAACCAGGACUCCUCCCGUCAAGACCGGGUCAGUCACAUCCUGCAAGAAUUGCAGAAUCGGGACCAAGAGCUAGACCGGGCCAGCUGGCAGCAGAAAGAGUUAGAGCAGCAGCUGCAGCAGCGGACCGUGGAGCAGCUGGAGAUGCAGGUGCAGAAUGCCCAGCUCUGGCUGGCGAAUGAGGAGCUUCAGAUGCAGCUGGAGCAGAGCCGGGCCCAGCUGGAAGCAGCUCGGGAGCAGCUGCAGCGGCUGCAAGCGCAGGCUCAGGCUGAGAAGGAGCAGAAGCACAGGGAUGUGGUCCUUGUGUCCAGGAACAUGCAGAAGGAGAAACACAGCCUCCUCCGGCAAUUGGAGCUGCUGAGGGACUUGAACAGAAGGUUGCGGGACGAGAGAGAUGCCUUCGAGGCCAAGAAGCUGCUCCUGGCCCAGGAAGCCACAGCUCUCCUGGUCCCAAGCGAGACUGCAUUAGGCCUGGGCCUCAACCAAGACGAAGGAUUAAACCCCAACGACACCAUCCCCUUUUCUGUUCUGUCCUGAGCGGAAUGCAUCAAAGUGCCCCCACCCCCAAAUAAACCCACUGACUGCACCAAG